This is a messenger RNA of Herpailurus yagouaroundi (jaguarundi), 3435 nucleotides long. RefSeq names its product zinc finger protein 354A. Gene Ontology annotation, molecular function: RNA polymerase II transcription regulatory region sequence-specific DNA binding; DNA-binding transcription factor activity, RNA polymerase II-specific. NCBI's taxonomy places the organism in Eukaryota, Metazoa, Chordata, Mammalia, Carnivora, Felidae. The coding region runs from base 1181 to 2863 and encodes 560 amino acids. The record is from RefSeq and is a predicted model, not a curated record. Gene Ontology annotation, cellular component: nucleus. The transcript is spliced from 5 exons. Gene Ontology annotation, biological process: regulation of transcription by RNA polymerase II.
GGAGGAUGCGGCGCCAGGGCGCGGGGCACAGGCCCAGGAGGCGCGAGCGGGGCCUUUGUGGUUGCAGGCGAGACAGGGGCCGGGCACCCCUUAUGUGCCCGCCCGCCCAGCACCGGCCGUCCCGCGGUCGUGCCCGUGACCGCGGCAGGUCGGGCACUUGUCCCCACUGGCCCAGGCCCCCCUCCCGCUCCCUCCCAACCGGUUCCCGGCACGCUACCUGCCCGGCUACCGGCUGACGGCUGUCAGCGAACGUGAGGAAUUGUGUUUCCGCCCCUCACCGGCGGCACUGCCCUCUGGACGGCGGGCGCAGAGAUGCGUUUUCCGCCAGAAGUGAGUUGUCCGCUUCCCCCCACGGCAGAUCCUCGACGGGCACUGAGGUUUUCGGUUUCUGUGCCUGUUCUCCAGAUAGCAGCCAUAGGAAAACUGAUGUCAUCCCUUUCCGAAGCAGUUUUCUCCAAAAAUCUGAAGAUUCCUUGACAGGAGGGGAGUUGGGUGGGGAAAGUUUGAGGUGGAGAAAAGUUGUCCCAUGCAGGCAGCGAGGUUGGGGCAGGUGUUCUGGAGGCGCGUGGUAUAGAUCCCGGUGCACCCUCCCUGGCUGGGUGAACUGGGGCAAGGUGCUCCCGCUCUACCCUCGAUUUCCUGAUCUGUAGAAUGGGGGUGCUGACAAUGGCAGCUGUGCUGCGGGACUAAACCGGUGUUGGCAGUCCCUGGCAUGCGGUGAGAUUCAGUGAGUCGCUGCGGCUGCUGAUAAAGUCCUACACCCUUUUUCUCUGAGCCAGAGCGACCUGGCACUUCUCUGGUCCUUUCUGCUCCCAGCUCCUUACUUCCCUCUCUGAGGGCACAUGGGGUCAUUCUCAGGUGGUAUGAGGAUUUCAGAUUUGGUGAUUCUUAGGGGGUUUGAAAGCAGAAGGGGCUUCUCCCUCCUGGCUCCCUUUUUCUUCUUUCAGAUCUGCCUUCUGGAGACUCCACCCAUCCUAAGGGAAGAGCCCAGAAAGAAGAUAUGGCUAUUGGACAGAGGGAAGCAAGGUCUCAAACACUACUUUUUAUUCAUUAAUCUCAAUUGAGUGUAUGAUUACUAACUUGACAGGUGUCACUGACAUUCGAGGAUGUGGCUGUGCUCUUUACGCGGGAUGAGUGGAGAAAGCUGGGUCCUUUUCAGAGAAACUUGUACCAGGACGUGAUGCUGGAGAACUAUAGUAACCUGGUCUCAUUGGGACUCCUGUUUUCCAAACCAAAAGUGAUCUCCCUGUUGCAGCAAGGAGAAGAUCCCUGGAAGGUAGAGAAAGAAAGUCCUGGAGGCCCCUCUCUAGGGUGGAAGGGCAGUCACAAAACCACGAAGUCAACUCAAACACAAGAUUCUUCCUUCCAAGAGCUGAUAAUGAGAAGAUCCAAAAGGAAUGGACCCUGGGACUUUAAAUCAGAAAAACCCUGCAUUUAUGAAUACAGAGUAGAGAAAAGGCAAGAGAAAAAAGAAAGUGUCCAGACAAUUUUAGUCACCCACAAAAAAAUCCUUGCUGUAGAAAAAAGCCAUAAAAAUGCUGAAUUUGGCCAAAACUUCAGUCCAAAGUCAGUCCUUGUUAAGCAACAGAUGGUCCCCAGAGAAGAAACACCACCAAAAUGUGAAAUACAAGGAAACCGCUUCAAACAGAAUCCGUAUUUACUUAAUCAGCCAAAAAUCAACACAGCAGAGAAACGCUAUAAAUGUAGUAUAUGUGAAAAAACCUUCAUUAACACUUCAUCCCUUCGCAAGCAUGAGAAAAACCACAGUGGAGAGAAAUUAUUUAAAUGUAAAGAAUGUUCAAAAGCCUUUAACCAAAGUUCAGCUCUCAUUCAACAUCAAAUAACUCAUACUGGAGAGAAGCCCUAUGUGUGUAAAGAAUGUGGGAAAGCCUUCACUCUUAGUACAUCCCUUUAUAAACACCUACGAACCCAUACUGUGGAGAAAUCCUAUAGAUGUAAAGAGUGUGGUAAAUCCUUCAGCAGGAGAUCUGGCCUUUUUAUACAUCAAAAAAUCCACGCUCGAGAAAAUCCCCAUAAAUACAAUCCGGGUAGGAAGGCAUCCGGCCUUCCUGGAUGUCAGAGAAUUCACCUCAGAAAGAAGUCCUAUUUAUGCAAUGAAUGUGGCAACACCUUCAAGUCUAGUUCAUCCCUUCGUUAUCAUCAGAGGAUUCACACAGGAGAGAAACCUUUUAAGUGUAGUGAAUGCGGGAGAGCCUUCAGUCAGAGCGCAUCUCUUAUUCAGCAUGAAAGAAUUCACACUGGAGAAAAGCCCUAUCGAUGCAACGAAUGUGGAAAAGGUUUUACUUCAAUUUCCCGACUGAAUAGACACCGAAUAAUUCAUACUGGUGAGAAGUUUUAUAACUGUAAUGAAUGUGGUAAAGCCUUAAGUUCCCACUCAACACUGAUCAUCCAUGAAAGAAUUCACACUGGAGAGAAACCGUGUAAAUGUAAAGUGUGUGGGAAAGCCUUCAGGCAGAGUUCAGCCCUCAUUCAACAUCAGAGAAUGCACACUGGAGAAAGACCCUAUAAAUGCAACGAGUGUGGGAAAACGUUCAGGUGUAACUCAUCCCUUAGUAACCACCAGAGAAUUCACACAGGAGAGAAACCAUAUCGAUGUGAGGAAUGUGGUAUAUCUUUUGGCCAAAGUUCAGCUCUUAUUCAGCAUCGCAGGAUUCAUACGGGAGAGAAGCCCUUUAAAUGUAACACAUGUGGGAAAACUUUCAGACAGAGCUCAUCACGGAUUGCCCAUCAGAGAAUUCAUACUGGAGAGAAACCCUAUGAAUGUAACACAUGUGGGAAACUCUUCAACCACAGGUCAUCCCUUACUAAUCAUUACAAAAUCCACAUUGAAGAGAACCCCUAGAAAGUAGAUUUGCAUGUGCGAAAGCCUUAAACCAAAGCUCAGCAGAAUACAUGCGUAAAAUACAAAUGUAAUAGAUAGGAAAAAUCUUCCUGUAACCUAGGCCUCAUCAGAUUCCGGAUUCCAAGGAUAAGCCUUGACUAUGUAAUAGAUAAUGAGGAAAGUAGAAAGUGUUCGUGCCUAUCAGGCACUUUUAAAAUAACCUAAAAUGAAGAAUUCACAACCGGAGACCCUUCCGGCAUUUGUAAAAUAAUUGUUCUCUUUCUACAGCAGUGUAUGCUAGAGGUCAUAUGUGAUUGUCAUAAACAUCUGGGUGAGGGGAGGUGUGCCCUGGAUUUUUCAUUAAAAAGACAUAAAUCAGUAAUACUUCUUUUUUACAACUAACACUUAAUAGCAUAUAAAAGAUGCGAUCAAAUUAUACCCUUCUAGAGGAAAGGACCAAAUAAAAGAUAAAAAAAGAAGAAAAAACUAUAAACUACCUCUUAAGUUUCUGGGGUUUGUCCUUUUCCUGACCUGAUGUCAAAUUUUGUGCAUGGAUUUCAUUUACAAAUAGAAAUAAAAGUCUGUUCUCUUCA